AGCCAAAAGGCCAAUCCCAGGAGGCUCUCUGGAUGCCCCCUCACUUUGCCACUCCCAUUUCCUGCUCCCUUCCUAUCCUCCCGCCCUCAUGCCCAGGUCCUGCUCUCUUUACACCCUGACACCUUCCUGUUUGCUUGUUUCCUGUCUCCUGGCAAAUGUCACCAUCCCCGUUUCACAGAGGAGGAAACCGUGGCUCAGAGAAGUCCCAGAGGGAGUAGCCCAGCCAGAUAAAAACCCCUGGGUCGUGAGCACUUUCUUCCACCCAUAUUAGCCAGGUGCUUUAUUCACGUGGUUUUACUCUGAAAUCAGGAUGGCUGUAGGUAAUAAUAGCAGCCAUGCAAGUCUUGUUUCAUGACAGUUUUUGAAAGGCACCGUUUCCACUUCGCUGUUCCCGUGCAGGUGGGCAGGACUCAGGGGCAUGUGUGUGCCCCCGCGUGCCUGCCUGUAGGUGGCCCCGGCCAAGCCAGCCCCGCCCCAGGAGGAGGCUGGACUUUCAUCCUGCGUGAGGGUGUGUGGGAACUGGGUGUGCCACGGGGCCUGCCUCACUCCUCCCUCUCACAUUGCCAACCGAGUCAGCCUCACUGCGGCAGCACCACGUCGGACCGGGAUCCUCGAGGUGCCAGCCCAUGGCCGAGCCUGCCCUCCUCCCUGCCGCCCAGAUGGAGAGGCUGGCCGCAGCGCCCCUCGCCUCACCAUGUCCUCGGAUCCCGCGGGCCCGCGUUGCUAAGCGCUGCGCCCAGCGCUGGGCCGACCUGGGCUGCAGAAGGGGAAGCUGAAUCCCAGUGGCUGCAGGACACAGGCCUAUCGGGCCUCCUUGGUGGCCUUGGCUUGGACAGCGAUCACAAGGAGCUCCUGUCCACCCUGACACAGACCCAGGUGGCCGCUGUGUGCCGCCGGCUGGACGUCUAUGCUCGCUCAGUGCGAAGACAACACAAGACACCUGCCAGAGAUGUCAGGGAUGUCUUCGGGGUCUUCAAUUCAGUGAAAAUGUCAUCAGAGAAUGGGGACUCUGGUAUGAAGGGGGCCCAGCUCAGUUCCGAAGCCUCUAAGUCUCCACCAGCAGCAGAGCCUGGGGGGCCACAGGAGCAGGCUGGGAGGGAAGAAGCCUUCAACAUGGACUCUGCCUACUCAGAACAAGCUGCGGUGCUCCUGCAGAAGAGCAGGCCAUCCCAGCGAGGCACCUCUGCCUGGGGCAAGUGUUCCCUGCCGAAGUUUACCAUCCCCAAAGGCAGACUUGGCGUGACGAGGAUAGGAGACUUGUCCCUGCAGGAUAUGAGGAAGGUACCUUCUCUGGCCCUCAUAGAGCUGACCGCGCUCUGUGACAUCCUUGGCUUGGACCUGAAGAGGAGCAAGGCAGGGAAAUGGAAAGCGGCAGAAACUCGCCUCUUCGGUGUGCCCCUUGACAGCCUGCUAGAAGCUGACCACAAAGUCCUCCCCAGCACACAGGUCCCACUGGUCCUUCAAGCCCUGCUGUCCUGUUUGGAAAAGAGAGGACUGGACACAGAAGGCAUUCUCAGGGUGCCCGGAUCCCAGGCCAGGGUCAAGGGGCUGGAACAGAAGCUGGAGAGAGACUUCUAUGCUGGCCUUUUUAGCUGGGACGAGGUUCAUCACAAUGACGCCUCCGAUUUACUCAAAAGGUUCAUCCGGAAGCUGCCGACGCCUUUGCUCACGGCUGAGUACCUCCCGGCCUUCGCUGUGGUGCCCAACAUCCCUGACCUGAAGCAGCGCCUGCAGGUUCUUCACCUGCUCAUCCUCAUCCUCCCAGAACCCAACAGAAAUGCCUUAAAGGCACUGCUGGAAUUCCUCAGGAAGGUGGUGGCCCGGGAACAGCACAACAAGAUGACUCUGUGGAAUGUUUCCACCGUGAUGGCCCCUAACCUCUUUCUGCACCAUGGGCGGCCCCCCAAACUCCCCAAAGGCAAGGAGAAGCAGCUGGCAGAGGGGGCAGCCGAGGUGGUGCAGAUAAUGGUGCACUACCAGGAUCUGCUGUGGACGGUCGCCUCUUUCCUGGUCGCCCAGGUGCGAAAACUGAACGACAGCAGCAGCAGGCGCCCUCAGCUCUGCGACGCGGGCCUCAAGACUUGGCUGCGGAGGAUGCACGCAGACAGGGACAAGGCAGGGGACAGCCUCGAGGCGACUCCCAAGGUGGCAAAGAUCCAGGCGGUCUGGCCUAUCAAGGAUCCCUUGAAGGUGCCUCUCACCCCCAGCACCAAAGUGGCCCACGUCCUGAGGCAGUUCACGGAGCACCUCAGCACUGAUUCCAAGGGUCAAGAAGGCAGUGAGGACAUGAACAGCCUCCUUCUACACCACAGGCCCAUGGAGUCAGCCAACAUCCUCCUCUAUGAAGUUGGAGGGAAUAUCAAUGAGCAUCGCCUGGACCCAGAUGCCUACCUCUUAGAUCUGUACCGUGCCAACCCACAUGGCGAGUGGGUCCUUAAACAGAGCCCCACCUAAACCCUGCAACUCUCAGGAGCAGCCUGGAUGCCUCCUCCUCUCCCUUGCUGGCUCUGUGUCCAUGUACCCAGCAUGAGAAUGAAGCUAUUUCAAGGGAAGGUCUGAGUUUUCUUCCAAGGCAUCGUUCUCUGAAAUGCCUCUCAGACCCCUCAGAAAUAGACUCAGGACUAGUGCUCUCUCCACUCAGAGGGGAUGAGGGGCCAGGGCCUCAGGGAGGGGAAGCCAACACAGCCCUGGGAGAACUGGACAGAGGAAGAACUUCCCUUAACCGUUCUCAUGUUUUAACCACGCACACAAAGCCCUCGCUCCCCUCCACCCGCUAGCUCUCCGGAGAGUUGCUUCCUACAUCAAGCUUGCUGUUAUGACACCAUCACUUGGGGCACUUGGAUCUCCAUGGGCUUCUGUCCAUGGCUUCUAGACUGGAAGAAAUUUAAAAAUGCAGCACCUCUAUCAAGAGAUAGUUGGAUUUUUUUUCCCCCAGGUAAGAUUGUUUUGAAAGUGGCCCUACAAUGUGUAGUGGCAGCAGCACCAGAAACAAGACCAGGAGAGCUCUAUGACCUUGGACAAGCCCCUUGCCCUCUCAGAGUCCUUCAAGGAUGAGGGGCUGGGGCCUCAGGGAGAGGAAGCCAAUAUCGCAGCCAUGAUCAGCCCCAGGAGAACUGGGCAGAGGAAGACUUCGCUUCACAGCUCUCAUGCUUUACAUGUUGAUUUGUAUAAUCUUGUCAUUUUGUAAUACGAUAUUUAAAUUUUUUAACAUUAAAGGCACAAGUUCAAUGUCA
Messenger RNA from Chlorocebus sabaeus (green monkey), 3233 nucleotides. The record is from RefSeq and is a predicted model, not a curated record. NCBI's taxonomy places the organism in Eukaryota, Metazoa, Chordata, Mammalia, Primates, Cercopithecidae.